This is a messenger RNA of Penicillium nucicola, 822 nucleotides long. RefSeq names its product oxidoreductase-like domain-containing protein. The record is from RefSeq and is a predicted model, not a curated record. Lineage: Eukaryota; Fungi; Ascomycota; Eurotiomycetes; Eurotiales; Aspergillaceae. Gene Ontology annotation, cellular component: mitochondrion. The coding region runs from base 1 to 822 and encodes 273 amino acids. The transcript has a single exon.
AUGGAGUGUCUCUCGGCAGGCAUUCGGCACUCAUUUAGGAGGUCCAGCUCUCGAUCCCUUUUUUUCUCUCUUGCAUCGCAUUCUUUGUUUGCCUCACAGACCCAAUAUGUUCUUGUUCCAACCUCCCGGCGCAUGAAGUCCCACCAGUCCAAGGACAAGUCCGAUGCGCAAAAUACUCCAGUCUCCGUGGAGGAGACUGCCGAGCCUACUCAGGCACAUCCACUGACGGGAUAUUACUCAUUAAUCCUGAAAUCACCCUCACCCUACGGUGGUCGUGCGACCACAUCGCGACCGACACCGACUCCGUAUCGCCCCGAAGACAAACCGGCACCGGCAACCACUGUCGAACCGCAAACUCCCCAAGAAAAAAUGGCGAUUGUUUUUGGUACUCGUCUUGCAGGUCCAGGUCGGUCCUCGCGCUACAAUCCUGGCGAAGCGCCGCCGGAGUCGACUUGGAAAACGGUCAAUGGUGUUCCUAUCCCUCCUCAGCCCGAGGAACCAGAUAAUUGCUGCAUGAGUGGCUGUGUACACUGCGUCUGGGAUGACUUCCGAGAUGAGAUGGAAGAUUGGGCAUCUAGGAUUACAAUGGCUAAGGCCAAGGGCGGUCCAGAGAAGGGGACAGAAGACAUGCGUGCAGCACCCAGAGCUGAAGUUCGUUCGGCUAGUGGAAGCAUGGACGAUGACGGUGGUGGCAGUGAUACAAAUUGGUCCAUGCCGAAGCAAGAAGACGAUCUAUUUUCCAACAUCCCGGUUGGUAUCCGCGAAUUCAUGAAGACGGAGAAAAAGUUGCGGGUGAAGCAUCAAAAGGAGGCAGCGAUAUGA